AUGUUCAGCACACUCAGACUCGAAAUGACCAAGCGCGUCCACGCCAAGACCACCACCCAGUCCACCUCUGAAGCCAUCAACGAAGCUCAGAAACACAAGCAAGAGGCCGCCUCCACCAACUUCCCCAAAACUUCCCCAGCUAACGAAAUCGCCCACGCUGCCCUGGAACCAGUGCCCAGAUGGGCUUGUGACCAGAUAGCAGAGGUGAGCCGCCUUUGCGAAGGAAACAGAGAAAUGGCCCUUCACGAGGCGUACCUUAGAGCCAUUGAAAAAGACCCAAAAUGCCAGCUUCUGGAGCUCGUCAAGGAAAUCGCCUACAUGGUGUACUGUGGGAGCCGUUCCCAGGUGCAACCCAGAGAGACCUUUUCCCACCACUGGGAUGCUCUCCUGGAGCAGCCAGUCGAGUUUUCAGAAACUACCCAUCCAAAACCCGAAAGCUGCAACUCACAAAGCUGCAACUCCCAAGUCUUCUUUGCUCCACCGGCUUGUGGCUUCUCCGCUGAGUCUCUUCCCCAGACCAGCAGAAGAACCGCCAGAGAGCUCAAAAAACAGCACAAAAAGCUCCGCAAGAUGGAGGCGGAGCGGCUGCUUGAAGAGCUUGUUUUCCGGGCACGUGCGGCCGCUUUCGAGCACGUUCAGGGCAAUUUGGACCGGAAAGUUGCCGAAAAGAAGCACCUCCAGCAGCAGCAGGUGGGCCAUUCGCAGCGGGCCGUUUUCGCUGCUCAGGCCCAGCGCAGGGUGUAUGCGGCCUGGCGCCAUGCGGAAAGAACAAGAGCGACCGAGCACAAACGUGAAGGAAGAAGCAAGAAAAGAGAGUUGAAGAAGAAGGAAUUGGAGCAUGAAGAACUGAAGAAAAAGGAAUUGAAAAAGGCUCCCAAGAAGGUUUUGGAGAAGCCCUCGAAGAACGACUUGAAGAAGACUCCCUCCAAGGAAAGCAGAGCCUGCGCUCCACUGCCGCCACCUCCCGGUGUCUGUGCCACCGCCUGA
This is a messenger RNA of Candidozyma duobushaemuli, 987 nucleotides long. RefSeq lists its product as uncharacterized. Bases 1 to 987 code for a protein of 328 amino acids. NCBI's taxonomy places the organism in Eukaryota, Fungi, Ascomycota, Pichiomycetes, Serinales, Metschnikowiaceae. The transcript has 4 exons. The record is from RefSeq and is a predicted model, not a curated record.